GUUAGACUGAACAUACGGUGAGUUAGCCCGCGAACGAAGCUACACACCGCCGCUCGGUGGUUAUAUGGGACCCCUCUCCGCCCCUUUCCCCUCUUCUUCCUCUUCCCCGCUUCUCAACCACUCCCUCUGCAUCGAUCUGAGGAGGCAACAGAGACAGCUUGGCACGAAACAACAAAGGGCGGAUUGACGGAAGCAGGAGGAGAGCUUAGGCGGCGGGGGCGAGACGGCGAGGAGGAAUGGACGGGCACGGCGGCGGCGGGUCGGGUAAGCUGACGCGGACGCCGUCGUCGCUGCUCCGUUCGCCAACCGUGCGGACCGCGUCCUUCCACGCGCUCGACGACCCGGAGCCCGACGACAAGAAGGCGCAGGUGCCGCUGGCCAAGCCCCGGGCCCUGCUCCGCCGGGCCCACCACAGGUUCCGGCCCGGCCCGGCCCAGUCCGUGCUGCUCCUCGUCGUCGUCCUCCUGCUCCUCACGUUCGCAGUGCUCCUGCGCCGGGGCGGCCACCACCUCGCCCUCCUGGCGGCCGCGGCCGGGGCCGCGCUCCUCGCCGCGGCAGCCGUCGCGCGGCUCCGCCGCGUCCGGCGCGCGCCCGCGUUCUCGGCCUCCGUGCAGUGGUUCAUCGGGGAGAGCGAUGGCGAGGAGCAGCGGAAGAAGGGGAAGGAGGAGGCGGACGGGCGCGCGGUGCGGGAGGGCGUGGAGUUUUACAGCAACAGGGACUGCUACGAGGGGGAGUUCCACGGGGGCCGGUGCAGCGGCAGCGGCGUGUACAACUUCUUCGGGAAGGGCAAGUACGAGGGCCACUGGGUGGACGGCAAGUACGACGGCUACGGCGUCGAGAGUUGGGUGCGCGGCAGCCGGUACCGCGGCCAGUACAGGCAGGGCCUCCGCCACGGCCACGGCGUCUACAGCUUCCACAGCGGUGACUGCUACGCCGGUGAGUGGGCCGGCGGCCAUAGCCACGGCCUCGGCGUCCAGACCUGCUCCGACGGCAGCUCGUACGCCGGCGAGUUCAAUGGCGGCGUCAAGCACGGCCUCGGCUGCUACCAUUUUAGCAAAAUCCAUUGCAGGAAUGGUGAUCGGUACACUGGGGAUUACUUUGCAGACAAGAUCCAUGGUUUCGGUGUGUACAGCUUCGCCAAUGGCCAUUGUUACGAUGGCUCUUGGCACGAAGGGAAGAAGCAGGGGUUUGGGAUGUACGCAUUUCGAAACGGCGAUGAGCGAUGCGGGGAGUGGGAUUCUGGGAUUCUGAAGAACUCCUUGCCUGUGUCUGACCCAGCUGUUCAGCGUGCCCUACAGGCUGCUCAAAGGGCUGCAGAUGGCGCCUUUCAUCUCCCGAGAGUAGAUGAUCAAGUGAACAAGGCUGUCAUGGCUGCAAACAGAGCGGCCACAGCUGCUAGAGUCGCUGCGAUCAAGGCGGUGCAGAACAGAAUAGAAGGCAAGUUGUGUUUCAUCGAUGUGUGAAGUGUGUUCAAGAAUUGUGUCCUUCACUUGUAAAUUGUACAUUAGAGUAGAGAAGAAGGGCAAUAACUGAUUGCCAAGGUUCGCGACCGGAGCAGCACAACCGCUGCUCCGUGUUGGAGAGAUCAUAUGAUCGGCAGCCACCAAAGGCCGAGCUGCUGCUGUUUCCACGAAGAGGCUUGCAUUGCUUCAGGUUGCGAGAGCAACUGGACAACUUGGUUGAUCCUCUUCCUCCUUGCAGGCUUUGAGGUGUAGAUAGUUCCAUGUGUAUCAAUGGAGGUGGUGAUCUUUCAGUGUCUUUCUAUCUUCCGCUACGCCUAUAAAGUGUGUGUGUGCAUUGUACGUGUACCUGUGCCAUCUUCCUCGUAUCAGUGCCCCAAUGGAAAUCUUGACGGUUUGAGCU
Phragmites australis (common reed) is the source of this 1863-nucleotide messenger RNA. RefSeq lists its product as uncharacterized. The record is from RefSeq and is a predicted model, not a curated record. NCBI's taxonomy places the organism in Eukaryota, Viridiplantae, Streptophyta, Magnoliopsida, Poales, Poaceae. The coding region runs from base 237 to 1463 and encodes 408 amino acids. The transcript is spliced from 3 exons.